Molecule: messenger RNA, 1457 nt
Organism: Musa acuminata AAA Group (dessert banana)
Lineage: Eukaryota; Viridiplantae; Streptophyta; Magnoliopsida; Zingiberales; Musaceae
Exons: 3
Coding region: 135-1349 (404 amino acids)
Source: RefSeq, a predicted model, not a curated record
CGCUGCAGAGCCCCGUGUUUCCUCUGAAGCCCUCCGCCGUCAAGGGAGCCCGAUGGCGCGGUAUCCGACCGCUGAGCCUGUUAUCUGACACAUCGAACUCGGUCAGUCGCGCGAGGUCCAGCACGCCCUCAGGGAUGGUGAAACUUGCCGUGGUGCGUGGAGGACGCAUUUCGUCGGCCGCAUCUCCGCGGCGCCAGGUCGGCCCGAGCGCUGACACUAGAGAGGCGCCGGUGGAUCUCGAGGAUGCCCGUCCUCGAAAGAAGGCAAAGGUCAUAGCUCCGAAGAAACCGACUCCCCCAAGGGCUCAGGAGAGCGCAGAGGCGGCGGAGUCGGGCUCGCACGAUAGGCAAGGAGGGCGAGGUCGAGGCGAGGCAGGCCCGAGCAACGUGGUCGCAGGAAAGGCGCCUCGGGAUCCCUCGAUCCGGGACUUGUGUCGUCUUCCGGCGGGCCCGCCGAACGACUUCUAUCAUGCACGCCUGAUGGGCGAACUUUCUGAGGGCCAACCUUCUGACCGGUUGGUAGCUUGGUGGGCGGGGCUGACCCGCGGGACCCGGGUCUGGGCCGACGGGGAGACCGCGGCCGCGUUUGUCCGAGGGGGGCUGCACCCUGAUCUGGCCCGCGAGAUGUACACUCUGCCGUCCGACGUCCUGUUCGGGAAGUCGGUGAAGUCGCUGUUGUGGGGCCAGCACUACGCGAUGGCACUGGCAGACCGGGUUCGCGACGCGGGUCGGGCCCUUGGAAUUCUGUGCGACCGCAACGCCGAGCUGCGCAAACAGCUCGAGGAGGUGCGGGCCGGGGCGGCUCCGGAGGUGGUUGCGGCGGCCGAGCAGCGUUCCUCGGAGCUCGAGGAGGAGGCGAUGCAUCUCCGAGCUGAGGCAGGGGCGGCCGACAAGCGUGCGUUGGCGCUGGAGGCCGAGGUCCUUCGCUUAAGGUCCGAGGCGAAGGCGGCCGAGGAGGAGAAAGGCAAUCUCCGGGGACUCCUGGAGGGAGCACAGUCAGAGACUCGUCUGGCCCGAGACGAGGCAGCCGUCCUGACCCAGCGGCUGGAGGGCGCACUAGCUGACGUGAAGGGGGCUUCAGAAGCCCUGGCGGCCGAGCGGGAGCGGCGGCCGGAGAAAGAGGAGGUAAUCGAGGCUUAUAAACAGUCCCCGGGCUUCCAGCUCGGGCUGGCUCGGUCGGGGCAGGUUACCUACGAGUACGGGUACCGAAUCGCCCUUGGCUGGUUCCAGACGAGCCAUCCCGGGCUGGAAGUGGAGGCGGAUCCGUUUGUCUCGCAUCCUGAGGAUUUGGAUGUGGACAUGCCGGAGGAAGUUCCCUUUGAUGAUGGCGUGGGAGGAUCUGACGGUUAGGGCGGUCUGGAGGUCAGCUCAGCCGAGCAGCUUCCGUAUUUUGUAAUUUUCGUGACCUUCGGGUCUGGUUGCAGUUGUAGCCCCUUGCUUUGUAAAGAAAACUUCCUC